UGACUAAUUUUGUUGCCAACUGUAUAUCCUUCCUGGGCAAUCGGAAAGCUGAGCAGUCAUGCAGAUAACGAAGUAUGUUAUAGCGUUUGUUUGCUUAGCUUCUGCAUAACAAAGAUGGGAUAAAAACACCGCCACUCAUCCUCUACUCACUGCCAGGUAAAUAACUGUUGAGGAGACAGAGUCAGACAUGUCUUCAACAGCGGUGGUGGGAGAGUAUUACCUGAAAGAUCCCAACGAUGACAGCCGGGUCAAGGUUGGGACCUACUCUGACACCUCGUAUGAUCCAGAACCAACCAAGGCCGGGUUUUUCACCAGCGACUCUCACCGAGGGAGCAUGAGUAACGGUUAUAGUAACGGGGACAGUGAACGGAGGGACUCCAGGCCUAAUGUCCCGUUUGUGUCCGGAGAUGGCGUCAACCAAGCCCGCCUCAACAGGCCGGCUGCUGUGAAGGUGUUGCCCUAUGGUAUGGUGGGAGACUACUUCACCGUGGACGCACAAGGUCCGUAUGACACUACCGCCAAGCCUUUGGACCUGAGGAAGGAGAGGGAUGGUCAGAUCAUCGGCAGCUACACGCCAGACAAUAUUGGGCCAUGGACUGUAUCUGUGAAGCACGAGGGAAACCACAUUCCCAACAGCCCCUUCACAUGUGAAGUGUACGACCCCACACAGGUGGAGGUCAACGACCUGCAUGACGACAUCUUAGGCAAACUCGUCAAGUUUUCAGUCAACACAGCCAAGGCUGGGAACGGAGACCUGACUGUCCACGUCAAUGGGCCAGACGGUCGGCGCGUGCGCAGUAAGAUAGAAGAUGUGGGCCCCCACAACUACAACGUCUCGUUCUCUCCUGACACCGCGGGGAAUCACAAGAUCGAUGUCGAGUUCAACAAUGACGAAGUCAGCGGAAGCCCAUUCAACUGCUACAUCGGCGAGCCCGGGCUGAUUGAAGCUGAGGAGUCUCACUCAGUCGCUGGAAGCCAUCAUCACGACCAUGACCAUGACCAUGAUCACCACAACCAUGAUCAUCAUCAACAUGAUCAUGACCAUGAUCAUCAUCAUCAUCACGAUCAUCAUGACGCACCGGCCACCUAUACUGUCACGGAGUCCCGAGCUUUGGAACCGCCCAAGAGGGAGGUUAUCGUCACGGCCAUUCACGGAGCUGUUGUCGAUCGUCCAGCCGGAUUCCUAGUCGAUGCGACCCGAGCGGGCGGUGGCGACUUUGACAUCACUAUCACCAAUAACGAGCGCCCGGUGCCAUACCAAGUCGUUGGAGAGAGGGAACCCGGUGUGUUCGAGGUGACGUUCCUACCUAAGGAGGCAGGAACCUACAGAAUCGACGUGUUCUAUGAGGGAAAGCCUGUCAGGGGAAGCCCAUUCUACGUCCGUAUCCAGGAUUCGGCUGACAUUGAACACUACAUCUACGUACCUUCCAAAACCACCGUGUACCAAGAGGUGGAGGUAGAGCAACCACGCUACACUGUCGAGCAACCACGCUACUCCGUUGUUGAAGAGCACAGGGAGCGAAGGCCUCCUACACCGGUGUACCGGACUCCUACCCCUCCACCGGUGGUGUACCGGGCCCCUACACCCCCACCGGUAGUGUACCGCGCUCCAACGCCCCCACCGGUUGUCUAUCGGGCCCAGACUCCACCGCCAGUGGUCUAUCAGCAGGCCCCACCACAGCAAGCCGUGUAUCAACAGUCAGCACCAGCGUACCAACAGUCGGCACCAGCUGUCAACGACCGCUGUUAUGCCCAUGGAGAGAAGCUUCAUACGGUCUUCAAGGACCGACAUGCCGAGUUUCCCAUCAGGACUGAGGACUCCAUGAACAUGAAAGAGAUGGACGUGCAGAUCCUUGGCCCAACAACUAGAGCUCUUGCCUCCCUGGAAAAGGACGCGGAUACCACCGCAAACGUGAGGUUCGUACCCACGGAGACCGGUCGGUUUGACACGUCAAUCAAAUACUACGGGAAGGAGGCAGAAGGCAGUCCGUUCUCCUUCACAGUAAUUGAUCCUAACGACAUCACCUGCGUGUACCCACCGGUAGGGGCGGACAGGUCAUUCACCUGGCCGGUAGGCGACCCGUGCAAGGUGACCCUUGACACGUCCAAGGCUGGGUCAGGUCGUCUGGGGACAAAGGUCUCCGACCCACUUGGGUCAUCGGUACCCACGAACUUUGACCAGGAUAAUGCCUUCCAGUUCACCCCGAGGGUGGAAGGGAGGCAUCCCAUCAACUUGGACUGGGAUGGUGCGGACCUGGCCCCUAUCUACUGUGACGCGUACAACAGCCGAGACCGCGCGCGCACACCGCCCAGUCCGGCCGCGGCCAAGCAGUCCUACGAAGUGAUCCUGAAAGGCACGGGCCUGCAGCGGGCCAUGGUGGACGAGACUGCGGAGUUUACCAUCGAUGGGACACGGGCUGGUGGAGAUUUCAUGACAGACGUAGACACAGGUGAUGGCUACAGCACAGAUGGGAGAGGUACCCCUGCCUGUAGUGUUACCGGCCCUGAAGGUCCGGUUGACGUAUUCCUACAACCAUUGGAUGAUCAGGGUGACAUGUACAAGGCUAGGUACACACCGAGGGUCCCAGGCGUGCAUGACCUGGACGUGGCCUGGUCCGGACGCCCGCUAGAGGGCUCUCCGUACAAAGUGCAAGUUGAGGGCGGGGCCAGGCGCGACGCAUCCAGAGUUGAGCUUGGCGGGUUGGACAGGGACCCCGUACUGGUUGGCGAGCCCGCAUACCUGACCGCUGAUCUGAGGGACGCUGGGCAAGGAGGAAUUUUGUCUGCUCGCUGUAAGGGACCGACUCAGAAAGCCAAGGUUAACAUGAAGGACAACGGGAACGGUACCUACGGGCUAGAGGUCAUCCCCAGGGAGGAGGGCAAGCACAGGAUGGACGUCAGGUAUGACGACCAAGCGGUCAAAGGGAGUCCCUUCAAUUUCUACGUUGUGGGGCCAGUUGAUCCCAGUAAAGUGCGCUGCUUCGGGCCGGGCUUGGAGAGCGGCAACCUGCAGGGGUACAGGGGCAACUUCGUCUGCGAGACAAAGGGUGCUGGGCACGGCAAGCUGCAAGUCAGGGUCCAUGGACCGAAAGGGGGGUUCAACGUGCGGAUGACACCCAUCAAGGACAGCGGUAACCGCACCAUCGCCGUGGAGUACGAACCGAGAGAGCCGGGAGACUACCACAUCGACGUCACGUGGGACAAGCAGCACGUUCCCGGCAGCCCCUUCCUCGUCAGGAUCGAUGAUGAGGACGAGGUGAUGUACGCCGAUAGGAACGGCGGUGACUACGGUUACUACCACAGCGAGCCCAUCACACGUAGCCGCAGCGCCUCCCAGCGGAGCAGCAGGCAUGUCAAGUACCCAAAUUAUGGGUACGCGUUGCCUGGCAACUACAAGGAGAAGGAAAGAAUCUAUGGUAGGAGGAUAGAACGCGACGGGCCCGUAUCAACAUACUACUAACAAAUCAGAUCAGUUACAGAUGUUUAAAGGGGUGGCUUUGAUAAGACCAUUGAUGAACAUACCCCGGCCAUUUUAACAAAACACAGAACACCUCUUUCGUAUGGAAAAAGUAAUAGCAUAGUUUAGUCUUCUUUGAUGAAUACCACUCAGCUUUAUGAAAGUUAGCUGUAUAGCAGCUUAAAAACCAAGACGAGUACAUGUGAAUGACACCAAGAUGCCAUGGGCGUUCAAUGUAAAAGAAAAGGCCUAAAGUUAAUACACCGCUUCCUUUAAGACACUUUCUUUGUUACACGUAAUCAGGUGAUAUGAUGGUUUAAAUGGAACCUUUUCUUUAGCUUUGGAGACAAUGUGGCCCCACGAAAAUAAAAACGCUAGUGGCGCCUUUAUUGCAAUGGAAUUGCUUUGUUUAUGUCUGUUUUUUUUUUCAAUUAUAUAUGUUACAUAGUUAAUUUUGAUAGUACCUAUUGC
Molecule: messenger RNA, 3928 nt
Organism: Branchiostoma floridae (Florida lancelet)
Lineage: Eukaryota; Metazoa; Chordata; Leptocardii; Amphioxiformes; Branchiostomatidae
Product: filamin-A-like
Exons: 21
Coding region: 188-3460 (1090 amino acids)
Biological process (GO): actin cytoskeleton organization
Molecular function (GO): actin filament binding
Source: RefSeq, a predicted model, not a curated record